AAGAGAGAGAGACAUUGUGUUCUCACUUCUCAACCCAAUUUUCAAUAAAUAAAAUAAAAAGUCUCUAUAUUGACAAAGAAAGAGAAUAUACAAUAUGGGUAGCCAUAAGAGUAAGAGGCCCUCAUCAUCGUCCUUACUCAUCUUCUUCAUAUCCUUCUUCAUCUUCUUCUCUUUUGUGGUCUCUGAAACUAUCAAGCUGGCACCAGCUUUGUACGUGUUCGGAGACUCCACAGUCGAUGUUGGCAAUAACAACAAUUUCGAUACCUUUUCCAAAGCCAAUUUUCCACCUUAUGGGAUAGAUUUUGCCGAUGGAGCCACUGGUAGACCCACGAAUGGUUUCAACAUGGCAGAUAUCAUUGCUUUAUCACUUGGAUUGAUUAUUCCACCUGCAAUCAGGAGCGUUGAUCUUAAAACAUACAACUCUGAUGAUGGUUUUAACUAUGCUUCUUCCUCCUCUGGAAUUCUUCCUGAUACAGGCACCAAUAUGUUUAAAGGUGUUAUGAGCUUGGGAGAACAAAUUGAGAAGUUCAAUAAGACAAUCCAAGAAUAUUUAAAACCAAGAUUGAAAAGUCCAAGCAAUCUAGAGAAGCACUUGUCAAAGUCAAUAUUUUUUUUGGUUACUGGCUCCAAUGAUUUUAGUCUCAAUCUUCUUAUGUCCAAUCGAUCCAUUGAUCGUCUCCAAUUUUCCAAAGACCUUGUCCAAAAAUAUGCUUCUCAAUUACAGAAACUAUAUUAUUUAGGAGGUAGAAAAUUUGUGGUGUUUGAGGUUGAUGCCAUGGGUUGUUCACCAUCUUCAGUGCUUAAAGCUUUUCCAAAGAAUCCCAAUAAGUGUGUGGAUGACUUAAAUGUUUUGGCCUCAAACUACAAUAAAUUGCUCAAUCAAAUGCUUCAACAAUUAGCCUCUACUCUUAAAGGAGCUGCAUACAUUAUCGGCAGAAAUUAUGAUUUUACCUAUCAGUUGGCUCAACACCCUGCCAAAUUUGGGCUAAAAGAAGCAUUUAAGCCAUGUUGUAAUACAACAUCAGUUGGGGUAUGUGAUGCUAAGAAACCUAUUGCAUGCAAAAAUAGGGAUUCUUAUGCAUACUUUGAUGAAUUUCACACGACACAAGCAGCUAACAUGGUUAUGGCAAGUCUAUGCUUCAGCAGUGCAGGCGCUUGUUUCCCAUAUAACAUCAAACAACUUGCCGAUUUAUAGAUAAAUAUAUAGAUUCUCUAUUUCUAAUUAAUAAACACUCUUUUCUUUCUUACUUUGUAUUUUUCCAUUAAUUGUUUACCCCCUUAAUAUAAAACAUAAUCAUUAAUUCUAGUUAAUAUUAU
This is a messenger RNA of Humulus lupulus (European hop), 1317 nucleotides long. Its product is annotated as GDSL esterase/lipase At1g71691-like. The transcript is spliced from 5 exons. The record is from RefSeq and is a predicted model, not a curated record. Bases 95 to 1195 code for a protein of 366 amino acids. NCBI's taxonomy places the organism in Eukaryota, Viridiplantae, Streptophyta, Magnoliopsida, Rosales, Cannabaceae. Gene Ontology annotation, molecular function: hydrolase activity, acting on ester bonds.